ACGGCCCUUAACCCGGCCUCUGCGAAAUAUGGCUAUAUAUUCUGAUGAAUUUGUGUGAAACAUUACUACGGCAUUUGACUAUCUCUCGACAUGGGGCGUUUGGCGUUAGCAGCAGUGUGUGUCCUUGGACUUGUGUGCAUUACGCAUGCAGCAGCACCUAGAGCAGGAGAUGUGUCACCUUUAUUCCCCUUCAAGUUUUUGACACGUAGCCUGAGUGAGACUGAACGACAAGCUCGGGACAGCCACGACGAACUCCAGGAGGAGAUUCAAGAUGUCGUUGAAAAAAUCGCCGCUGCCAAUUCGGGGUCCGACUUGAGCCGACGUGAGAAUGUGGCGUUUGGCUUAGGAGGCCGUUGUGGGGCUCUUGGCCAGUCCUGCAGCUACUUAAAGACCCACUGUUGCGGACAGCUGAGAUGCAGGCGCCAAAAAUGGUACCAUCACUCGGGCAUUUGCGCGUGAGAGUCGACGUAGAGGUCUGUGUUUCGGAUCAAUACAAUGAUGAAGAAAAGAUGUUGUGUUAAAAUCAAGAAAUAAAAUGUUUUCACAUUUUAAAAAAA
Molecule: messenger RNA, 557 nt
Organism: Haliotis rufescens (red abalone)
Lineage: Eukaryota; Metazoa; Mollusca; Gastropoda; Lepetellida; Haliotidae
Exons: 3
Coding region: 91-459 (122 amino acids)
Source: RefSeq, a predicted model, not a curated record